Molecule: messenger RNA, 632 nt
Organism: Lethenteron reissneri (Far Eastern brook lamprey)
Lineage: Eukaryota; Metazoa; Chordata; Hyperoartia; Petromyzontiformes; Petromyzontidae
Product: protein RCC2-like
Biological process (GO): negative regulation of GTPase activity
Cellular component (GO): membrane
Molecular function (GO): small GTPase binding
Source: RefSeq, a predicted model, not a curated record
CACUUCCACCCUUCUCUCUGCGCCCCCCCCCGUCUCCUCAUUCCGCGAUGCCGCCGCGCAGGAAGCUUCAGCCUCAGUCGCGGCCGAGCGCGAAGCGCGGCCGCCGGGGGAGCGCGGGGCGAGCCCGAGCCCAGGAGCUGCACGGGGAGUCCGGGGAGGAUGCGGGGGAGGAGGAGACCCACAACGCGGCCCCGGAGACGCCGUUCGGGCCCCGGGAGACGGUGCUGCUGAAAGGGGCUCAAGUGUCCGGGCAGCUGCUGAUCUGCGGAGCGACCAAUUGGGACCUGAUUGGCCGCAAGGAUGUGCCCAAACAACAUGUUGCCUACAAGAACCUGGGAGUUUCCCUGUGGGGGCCGCACCGCUACGGCUGUCUGGCCAAGGUGCAUGUGAGCAGUGUGGUGUCGGGCCCAACGGCCUGCCACUGUCUGCUUCUCACCGAUCUCGGGCAGGUCUACACAUGGGGUUCGUAAGAGAGGGCGUCUGAGUGUGAGAGAUUUGUUUUUGCUGUUUGUCAUUGAGGUGAAUUUGUGUAAGAAGGAGAGGGUAUGUGGGGUAGUGUAGCGGUUUUCACAUUUUUCUAUGAACCCUUCAACACCAGUUUGAUUCCCGCUCAUGGCCAACACCAAUGACGA